AUGCAGCAACAUCUUCUGACCUGCUUUAAAUGCCCACAAGCCGUAAAAAAACAAAUUAACGAUGUCAAUAACUCACAAUCCAACUUAACACCAGAAUCCACAACCACUUCAUUGAACUCGGAGAACACAUCAACCGAGAAUAUUAGAGAUUUAAGAGAAGAGUUUGCGAAGGCUCUAUUAAUCACGGGAACACCCCUAGCAAUGGUAGAACACCCAUUGUGGGUAAAAAUUUUUGAAAAAUUAAAUAUUAAAUUGCCUAAUAGAAAGUCUAUUGCAACUAAAUAUCUAGAAAAAAUAUAUAAAGAGAUGAAUAAAGAAAUCAGUGAUGAUUUAAAAGCAUCAAAUUUUCUACACUUGCAAUGCGACGGCUGGACUGAUGUUUGCAAUGAAGGCAUUAUAAAUUUUUUAAUAUCCAAGCCAGAACCUGUUUUUAUAAAAAGUCAUAAUCGGCACACAAGUGAGUAUUUAAGUUGUGAAACUGAAAAAGUAAUGAAAUCUUACGGAGUGAGUAAAUUUGUGGUCCUUAUUGGAGACAACGCACGAAAUGCCCAAAAGUCAUUCGAAACGAUAAAAGACAAAUACCCACAUAUUGUGCCAUUAAACUGUGCUGCUGACACUCUGAAUUUAUUGUGCGUUGAUGUAAUAAAAGCACCCGAAGUUAAAGCUUUCAUAAAUCUCGCAACAGAUGUUAUUAAAAAUAUUAAAAAAAGUCAAUUCUUAAGUGCUUUAUUAAGUAAAAUUAGAAAAGAAAAAAGCUCUAGUCAGAGUCUAAAAUUAUCCUGUAAGACAAGAUGGGGCAGUCAUGUCAGUGCACUAAAAAGUCUGAAAAUUAAUAAAGCUGCACUACAGACUUUAGCUGUUAAUGAAAACCUUCAGCCAACGCCCGAUAUUAAAUCUACACUUUUAGAUGAAGAUUUCUGGUCUAUGAUAGAACAAUUCAUCAGUGUUCUUGAGCAUAUAGCAGAAAGUAUCUAUAAACUAGAAGGCAACGAAUUCAACAUACAUGACGUAUUUAUGGUGCUAAGAAACAUGAAAUCAAAGUUAGAAUUUGUGUUACCAACAAUCACAAUGCUGGAUGACGACAGCAAGGAGAACAUAAAAACUUAUAUUGAAAAACGAGUUAAGCAGUGCAUAAAACCCAUACAUUAUGCGGCCUACAUGUUUGAUCCUAAAUCUGCAGGCAUUGAACUAAAUCAGGCGGAAGAAACUGAAGCCAUGGAACUAAUCUAUAACCUCGCUGAGCAUUGCAACAGUGACUGUCUUGCUGACCUGGCUAAAUAUAAAGCUAAAGAAGGUCUUUGGAGCAAACCAUUUACUUGGAAGGCCGCUGAGAAAGUAAAUCCCAUUUUAUGGUGGAAGGGGAUAUGUGGCUCAAGUCAGUUAAGUAAAGUUGCACUUAGAGUAUUGACUGCACCCUGCACGUCAGCAGCCACCGAACGGUCGUUCAGCACACAGGGAUUUAUACAUAGUGCUAAAAGAAACCGUCUCACAUCAGAAAGAGCGGCGAAAAUAACUUUCUUAUCGUAUAAUUGGAACUUAUUAAAUAAAGGUGAAAACAUUAAUCGUGUUUACAGUGAAGAUACUGUUCCAGAAAGGUCCGACAUGGAAGACACAGAUGAUGAUAUGUUGCACGAUGCUGCCAUGGAGGGUCACAUGCAAGAGGACAUGGAAUCUUCUCUCAGGGAGGAUAUAUGGGAAGAUAUGGAACCAGUAGCUUCAACUUCACAACAAACUAAUCAUAUUGAAUUCGUAAAUAUUAGCGAAUGUUUAUAUGAUACCGAUAGUGAUUAG
Molecule: messenger RNA, 1791 nt
Organism: Parnassius apollo (apollo)
Lineage: Eukaryota; Metazoa; Arthropoda; Insecta; Lepidoptera; Papilionidae
Source: the annotation of a GenBank genome assembly